Molecule: messenger RNA, 507 nt
Organism: Knipowitschia caucasica
Lineage: Eukaryota; Metazoa; Chordata; Actinopteri; Gobiiformes; Gobiidae
Source: the annotation of a GenBank genome assembly
AUGCCCAUGGUGGCCUCUCUCAUGGUGUGCCACCCUGCGCCCACACUGCUGCUUCGCCUGGCUCAGCAGAGAUGUCAGGCUCUGGAUCUGGACCAGGGUCCGACUACGAUGAGGGGGGAGUUGGUGGAGCCCUUCGAGGAGGAUGCCCAGUCUUCCCAAUUCCAGGACAUGGGGCAACGCGAGCACUAUCCCCUGGAUCGUUUCCCGCAUCUGACCCGGCGACGCAGACGGCUCCUGGGAACACCGUGGAUACGCAGAGUGCUGCGUCGGGGCUACGCUCUCCAGUUCUCCCGGCGGCCCCCUCCUUUCUGCGGCAUUCUCCAGACAAUGCUACGCAGCCCGAAGGACGCCGUGGCGCUUCACAGGGAGGUCAACGCGCUUCGAGUAUUGCCGGCAGCCCUAGUUCCUCCUUCGACAGACAUCGGUGGGGACCGGUCUGCAGGUGGAGGGUUGUGUGGAGAGGUGUUGGCGCUCUUGGGAGAGGCGGCCUGGACACCGCUGCAGUAG